Pezoporus occidentalis (night parrot) is the source of this 4474-nucleotide messenger RNA. RefSeq names its product ring finger protein 20 (gene RNF20). The record is from RefSeq and is a predicted model, not a curated record. Gene Ontology annotation, molecular function: metal ion binding; ubiquitin protein ligase activity. The transcript has 20 exons. The coding region runs from base 272 to 3220 and encodes 982 amino acids. Gene Ontology annotation, cellular component: nucleus; HULC complex. NCBI's taxonomy places the organism in Eukaryota, Metazoa, Chordata, Aves, Psittaciformes, Psittacidae.
AGGCCUUCCAGGUCUUAUCUUCAAGGUGUUGCUGUCCUUGGCUUUAAUUGACUUUGAAUGCUGAAUAAUAAGAACAAUUUUGUUGUUAUGAAGUGAACUUGUGCCGUAUAUACAUAGGCCCAGUUGCUUGCUAAAGUUUAACCCAGACAAUUUUUGUUAAUACAGAGAGAGAUCAAAAAAAACACAGACUGAACCUGCAUGAAGAUUUAUUUUCCAAAGAGUGUGAUAAGAGGAACUUGGAGAAGGCAAGAGUCUAUAUGCUUUGGCCACCAUGUCUGGAGUUGGCAGUAAACGGGCAGCUGGAGAGCCUGGUCCUUCUGCACCUCCAGAGAAGAAGGCAGGGGUUGAAGAUUCAGGAACCACUGUGGAGACCAUAAAGCUUGGUGGUGUUUCUUCAACGGAGGAAAUGGAUAUCCGGGCCCUGCAGACCAAGAACCGGAAACUAGCAGAGAUGCUGGACCAGAGGCAAGCCAUUGAAGAUGAGCUACGGGAGCACAUUGAGAAGCUGGAGCGUCGGCAGGCCACUGAUGAUGCCUCUUUGCUGAUCAUCAAUCGAUACUGGAAUCAAUUUGAUGAAAAUAUCCGCAUCAUCCUUAAGCGCUUCGACCUGGACCAAGGUCUUGGAGACCUUUUGUCUGAAAGAAAAGCACUGGUGGUACCAGAACCUGAACCAGACUCGGACAGUAAUCAGGAGCGCAAAGAUGAGAGAGAGCGAGGUGAAGGACUUGAGCCGGCAUUUUCAUUCCUAGCCACUCUAGCCAGCAGCACCAGUGAGGAGAUUGAAUCUCAGCUGCAGGAGCGUGUAGAGUCUUCCCGCCGUGCUGUUGCCCAGAUUGUGACAAUGUAUGACAAACUGCAGGAGAAAGUGGAUGCGCUGUCCCAAAAGGUGAACAGUGGAGAUAUUACAUUGAUGGAAGAAGCCGUCCUGGAGCUUAAUACCUACCUAUCACAUGAAAAUGGACGGCUGCAGGAGCUAGCCGAUAUUCUUCAGGAGAAGCACCGCAUAAUGUCUCAGGAGUUCUCCAAGCUGCAAGAGAGAGUGGAGACAGCAGAAUCUCGGGUGUCUGUUCUGGAGACUAUGAUUGAUGACCUUCAGUGGGAUAUUGACAAGAUACGCAAGAGGGAGCAGAGGCUCAACCGGCACUUAGCAGAUGUUCUGGAACGAGUAAAUUCCAAAGGCUACAAGGUGUAUGGAGCUGGGAGCAGCCUCUAUGGGGGCACAAUCACCAUUAAUGCCCGCAAGUUUGAGGAGAUGAAUGCAGAGCUGGAAGAAAAUAAAGAGCUUGCUGGGAAUCGCCUCAAGGAGUUAGAGGAACUACGCCAGGAUCUUGAGGAAGUAACAACACAGAAUGAAAAACUCAAGGUUGAGUUGCGACGAGCAGUGGAAGAGGCUGUGAAGGAGACCCCGGAAUAUCGCUGCAUGCAGUCACAAUUUUCUGUUUUGUAUAAUGAGAGUCUCCAGCUGAAGGCACACCUUGAUGAAGCCCGCACUCUGCUUCAUGGUACUCGUACCACACAUCAGCGCCAGGUGGAACUGAUUGAGAGGGAUGAAGUCAGCCUUCACAAGAAACUGCGCACAGAGGUGAUUCAGCUAGAGGACACCCUGGCGCAAGUCCGCAAAGAAUAUGAGAUGCUGAGGAUAGAGUUUGAACAGACACUUGCUGCCAAUGAACAAGCAGGUCCAAUUAAUCGGGAGAUGCGUCAUCUCAUCAGCAGCCUCCAAAACCACAACCACCAGCUGAAGGGAGAGGUGUUAAGAUACAAGCGCAAACUGAGAGAGGCCCAGUCUGACUUGAGCAAGAUCCGCUCUCGCAGUGGUAAUGCUCUCUUGCAGUCCCAGUCCAGCACUGAAGAAACAAAAGAGGAACCUCCAGAGAUCAAGCAGGAGCCUGAUGAUCUUUCUGCCCAAGUGUCUGUCCCCAAGGCCACUUCUGAAGAUAUUACUGAAAUGAAGGCUAGGCGAGAUGAAGAGGAACGGGAGCGAGAGAGACGGGAGAGGGAGAGAGAACGAGAGAAGGAAAAAGAGAAGGAGAGAGAGAGGGAGAAGGAGAAAGAAAAGGAACGAGAGCGGGAAAAGCAGAAGCAGAAGGAAUCUGAGAAGGAGAGAGAAUCCAAAGAGAAGGAGAAAGGGAAGCAUGAAGAUGGAAGAAAGAAGGAGGCUGAAGUGAUCAAGCAACUGAAGGCUGAACUAAAGAAGGCCCAGGAGAGUCAGAAGGAGAUGAAGCUGUUGUUAGAUAUGUACCGUUCUGCCCCCAAAGAGCAGAGAGACAAAGUACAGCUGAUGGCAGCUGAGAAGAAGGCAAAAGCUGAGCUGGAAGAACUGCGGCAGAGGGUCAAAGAAUUGGAAGACAAGGAGAAAAAGGAGAGUAAAAAGAUGGCUGAUGAGGAUGCCCUCCGCAAAAUCCGAGCAGUGGAGGAACAGAUUGAGUAUUUACAGAAGAAACUAGCCAUGGCUAAGCAGGAGGAGGAGGCCCUGCUGUCAGAAAUGGAUGUCACAGGCCAAGCAUUUGAAGACAUGCAGGAGCAGAACAUCCGUCUGAUGCAGCAGCUGCGGGAGAAGGAUGAUGCCAACUUCAAGCUGAUGUCAGAGCGCAUCAAGUCCAACCAGAUCCACAAGCUGCUGAAAGAGGAGAAGGAGGAGCUGGCAGACCAAGUUUUGACACUGAAGACUCAGGUGGAUGCCCAACUGCAGGUUGUACGUAAGCUGGAGGAGAAGGAACAUUUACUGCAAAGCAGUAUUGGAACAGGCGAGAAAGAACUGGGUCUCCGAACACAGGCCCUGGAAAUGAACAAACGCAAGGCCAUGGAUGCAGCCCAGCUUGCAGAUGAUCUGAAAGCCCAACUAGAGCUGGCUCAGAAGAAGUUACAUGACUUCCAGGACGAAAUUGUGGAAAACAGAGUAACUAGGGAGAAAGAGAUGUUUAACUUCAAAAGGGCUGAGGAAGAUAUUUCUAGGUUACGCAGGAAGCUGGAGACCACUAAGAAGCCUGACAUGGUUCCUAACUGUGAUGAAAUACUGAUGGAAGAAAUCAAGGAUUACAAGGCCCGCCUGACGUGCCCAUGCUGUAACAUGCGCAAAAAGGAUGCUGUGCUCACGAAGUGCUUUCAUGUCUUCUGUUUUGAGUGUGUGAAAACACGCUAUGACACCCGGCAGCGUAAGUGCCCCAAGUGCAAUGCUGCCUUUGGGGCCAAUGACUUCCAUAGGAUCUACAUUGGUUGAUUCUGUCCAUAAAAUGAUUCCAUUCUAUCUAGAAUGAUGAAAAGUUACUGCUUGUAUUGACCACUCAGACUCCCCCAUUUUCUGUUAUUGUCACCUUUGGGGCAGUCAGUGCUUCUGUCAGCUGAUCUGCAGUCUCUUCUGGAAAGUAGCGUUAGGGUAUUGGGAGAAGCAUAUUCUGGAUCUUGGUUCCCUUGCUGCUUUUCUUUUACUCUUGCUCUCAUUUUUUGUGGAUUCCUUGUGCUUCAGAGGACAUUUGCUGUACAUCACCUUGACACUGGCGGGUUGGGAACAUCUAAGUGAAGUCCUGCCUUGAUGGGAUGAAAGCUGUGGUGCAGCAGAGAUAAAUGAGGCUUUUAUUUGAGGAGUUUGCUUUGGAUGUUCUUUAUUAAAUCCCAUCAAGGUAUGGUAAUGUUUCUGAGAGUUAACAGUUUCCUAACUAAUGGGCCAAAUAAUGAAUGUAUAGGUACAUCUGUAGACUUCAGUGGAGUGACUCCUUACAUAUAUAACUCCCACAGUCAGGUUGAGGUAUUGCUGUUAUUGUCCUGUUUCCAGAAAAGAAUUUGUAGGGGUUACUUUGUUGCAAAUUUGCCACAGAGAUUAAUCUUACAAUGCAUAAAAUCUAAUAAAAAACUAUUUUCUGGGUGUUUUUCUGGGUUUCCUUGUCUCUGGUAGUAUCUUGUCUGUGCUCCUGUCCUUUGUCUGGUUACUGGAAACAUUCUUCAUAGGCUUUAACCUUCUAUAGUAGAGAAAUCAAUUUAUUCCUUCAUUUGUUUUCAAAAAAUGCUUACCUAAAAGAACCUUUGCUUUUUUGGCUGUAUCUUCAGUACCUGAUUCCUGACACAACAGAAGGACCAAAAUGCUGGAUUAUUUAUACGGUCGUUUUGUCAUGGCCACUAGGAGUUUUGUGAAAGGACAUAGCAUAGGGUAUUGUCUCUAUUGCUCCUUGUAGUGCAAGGCUGCAUUUGAAUUCUUGAACAACAAUCGCUCUAAAAACAUGAAGUAAUUUAUUUACAACAUUCCUUCAUAGAGCAGACUUUUUCCUGUAAAUUUAAUUUUCUUGGAAGGUGCAGCUGUUAGGUUUGUCUUAUCUGUGUCCCUUCCCUGAAUCAUAAAAUCUGUAUUACCUUCCUGUAUUCACUGUAGGGAAUUAUAGAAACAAUAGUAAAGUGAAAUGCAGACUGUCUUACAGUAUGCGUUAUUAUCUUUGUGAAAACAUUCAGAAAAUAUGAAUAAAACCUUGUAAAUAAUUGUGAA